GCGUCAGUUCAAAAACGUAAACAAACCAGCCCCUGACAUCACAGCGUCCUCAAUGGCGGGCAACUUCACCAAAAGCUGGUCCUUUUUCGGCCCCAGGAGACCGCACAGCGACGAGUACCUCGGCCAGCACUAUCAGCCAGGCACGCCCUCGAGUCGCAUCAACCUGCAGCAGCGUUUCGGAGACCAGGGCGCCCAAAGUCGACCUUGGAGGAGAGGACCUUUACCGCCGCCUCCGCCCACACGACCCGGCGGGCAUUCAAUCUCUGUAUAUGACAGAUUAGGAGAAAGACAAAUCCCUCGCUUUGCUAGUUUUGAUUUCAAUCGACUAGGCGGGAUUCAUAGUCACUAUGCCAACGUAGAGGAGUAUAAACCAACCAAUGAUGGCAACACAAAAGACGGCAAAUCUCCACGUGCCUCCACGCUUCCCAGGCGUCCCCUCAGAGAUUUGUCUUUCUUGAAUAGUCUGCAAGAUAAUGUUUCACAGUUGAAGCCACAGACAAGUAAAUUGCUUCAAGAGAGCGGGAAGAAGAUGAACAAAGCAAUUCAGGGCGUGAGGACUUCCUUAUCUUCUUUUACACAGUUGUUCCGCAGUUCAACACGACGUCGUUACAAACUGGAUGGGGGAACGCCAACACGCACUCCUCGGCGUACCCCAAAUCGUCCGCAAAGGCAAACUCCCGGUAAAUUGUAUUCUCCCUUUGACGUCAGUAACCACCACCGGGACACCUCCAACCAUGCUUUCACAGAGGACCAAAGCGUUUACAAGUAG
Molecule: messenger RNA, 769 nt
Organism: Macrobrachium nipponense
Lineage: Eukaryota; Metazoa; Arthropoda; Malacostraca; Decapoda; Palaemonidae
Exons: 3
Coding region: 53-769 (238 amino acids)
Source: RefSeq, a predicted model, not a curated record